GAUAGUAAGCACUGCACGGUAUCUAAUCCCAUAGGUCACUAUGAUCCUUCCAUUAGAAGUCCCCAAUAACGUGAUAGAAAUUGCCUUGAUAUACUUUCUUUAUUGCUAGCUAUAUAUUCUGCACCCCAUUCCCCCAUACCAGACUUUUAAACCAAACAACAAUUUCUUUUAUACCAAAAUCCUCUCAAAAGCUGUGAAAUUCAAUUCUUUCUCUCUCACUAUCCACAUGAUGGAAGAAGAUGAGAAUAUUCAGGCAUCAAUAGGAGAAAAUGUAGAAAGCUUCACCUGCAGCUUGGAGCCACCUCAAAACUCAAGGAAGAAAAACAGGAAAGUAGAGAACAAGAGGAGAUUCAGUGAUGAACAGAUUAGAUCACUAGAAUGCAUAUUUGAGUCAGAGUCAAAGCUGGAACCAAGAAAGAAGAUUCAGCUUGCAAAAGAUCUUGGAUUACAGCCUCGCCAAGUUGCAAUAUGGUUCCAGAAUAGAAGGGCAAGGUGGAAAUCAAAAAGGAUGGAGAAGGAGUACAGGAAACUCAAAGAUGAAUAUGACAAUUUAGCAUCAAGGUUUGAGUCCUUAAAGGAAGAGAAGGAGUCUUUGCAAUUAGAGUUGCAGAAGCUAAGUUAUUUGAUGGAAACAUCUCAUGAUGGUGGGAAGGUUGGCAAAGAAAAUAGCACAGAAGAUGGGGGUUCAGGAAGUGGGUACAGCAAUUGCAGGGGUGAAGGAAAGGUAAGGUUUUCAAAUGAGGGUUUGGAGGACAGAGUAGGUGUGUAUUCAGAUGAUCAAAAUGAAAUCAGCAAAAGGGCUGAGAAACCUGACCAACUUCUGAGAAUGGAUGAUGAUCAUGAUGCAGAGACUCCAUUCACAUCACUUGAAAAAUGGUACAGGGUGGACCCAAGUGGGAUCUUAGACCAGGCAUGUAACAGUUCUCAGUGGUUAGAUUUCUGGACUUGAAAAGUUGCAUGCACCAAACUUCAUGUUGCAGCAUGUUUGGUGUUUGAUGCAACAUGGAACUUGAAGCACUGGUACUCAAAACAUGGCAUCCUCAGCAGGAUGUUGAAACUUGAAACUCAUGUCUGUUAGGCCAGGAAACUCUCCAAGUUUUGUAGGCUUGUUUUGAUAGAGAAGAAAUUAAGUUAAGAUAGCCUCACUCAAUUCAUUUGUUCACACUGAUUAGGGAGAAGAAAUAAUGUGCAGUGUUAGUUUCUGUUUAUUUAUCCUACCAUGCCUUUCCAAUUUAUGUCUUUGCUCUCUUCCAUUGAUUAAGCAGGAUUACCAUUUCUUGUUCA
Molecule: messenger RNA, 1284 nt
Organism: Lotus japonicus
Lineage: Eukaryota; Viridiplantae; Streptophyta; Magnoliopsida; Fabales; Fabaceae
Product: homeobox-leucine zipper protein ATHB-7-like
Exons: 2
Coding region: 227-949 (240 amino acids)
Biological process (GO): positive regulation of DNA-templated transcription
Cellular component (GO): nucleus
Molecular function (GO): DNA-binding transcription factor activity, RNA polymerase II-specific; sequence-specific DNA binding
Source: RefSeq, a predicted model, not a curated record